Molecule: messenger RNA, 453 nt
Organism: Histoplasma mississippiense
Lineage: Eukaryota; Fungi; Ascomycota; Eurotiomycetes; Onygenales; Ajellomycetaceae
Exons: 2
Coding region: 1-453 (150 amino acids)
Source: RefSeq, a predicted model, not a curated record
AUGGCCAAUGCUCAGACUGUCCUAGACUAUCUAAGGGUAGCACCACCGGGCCUCACUACCGAAGAAACCAACAAAACGCCCAACACCACCAAUGGCAAUUAUUCCUGGAGAGACAUCAACAAUGUUGGCGACUGGUCCGAAUUCACCUACGCCCAUGUUAUGCAGCGCUACGGGAACUUGCUUCAGUCAGCACAGAUUGCGGGCGAACCAAUGCCAAACUCACCUCCACAAUCUAUCAACACCGAGCCGAUGUUUGCCGUCCGUUUCACCACCUACAUCCAAAGUGAUGCAGCGCAGAUCAUAGACAACUUCCGACCAGACAUAGCAUUUUUUCAAGCAGAUAGCACACUCAAACUCCUCCCCGAAUCGCUGCCCGGGCGACCUGAAAGUGUCAUGGAAAUGGGCGUCACACUGGGCAACGGCGUUAUCUGCAGAAGAUCGCAGGGAAUAUAA